Molecule: messenger RNA, 2782 nt
Organism: Acromyrmex echinatior (Panamanian leafcutter ant)
Lineage: Eukaryota; Metazoa; Arthropoda; Insecta; Hymenoptera; Formicidae
Product: solute carrier family 41 member 1
Biological process (GO): monoatomic cation transport
Cellular component (GO): plasma membrane
Molecular function (GO): monoatomic cation transmembrane transporter activity
Source: RefSeq, a predicted model, not a curated record
GCACACGCGAUUCGCCUUAGGAUCGGACUCCCACCUAUUGCCGACGAGAUAGCGCACGUGCAUAGCAUACGUCGACACGACGAGGUAGACGUACGAGCGCCUGAACGAGGACGAGUAGGAGUACCUACCGACAAUCAAACUGUGGUUUUCUUUUAUCAGUCAAGUCGAAUCGUGCGCGACACGCGGACACUUCUGUGCGCUCCAACUAGAUCAAACGUACGCUAACUAGACUUCUUGACUAGUGCACGACACUUAACAACGCUGGAAAUCCCAACACAGUAUUCGAACUUGUCGCGAGUCGCUUCACGUGAAUCUCGCGGAAGAACACGCAUAGAAUUUGAAGACCGCAGAACAUUCGCUCACAAAUUGGUAUCGAAGCCAUCCAGGCUACUGAUACCAUCGACGAAUUUUCCAAGAACAAGCAUUUCAUCAGUGAACUUAGACACGCUGGCGCAAAUUCAAUGUGAGCUUUCUGCGUUGAAAAUUGCAGAAACAGGCAGAUCCGACGUAAGAUUAUCGCAGGUUGAUCCUAAAGUCUGCCGAACAGGCAUUUAUUGUAACACCGUAGGCCAACAGCGAAUUCGAUAUGGUCGCUUUUCCGAACUUGGAGAUUGAAUCGACGUUGAUGAACGGCACUGAUCUCACGCCGAUAGACAACAAUCGAAACAAUAAUAUUAGUUCAGUAAACAACGCUAACGUUGGAAGAGUCAGAGACCAAGUUUUCACCAUAUCUCGUGUAACAAUGUCACCGAACGACAAGAAUAACUAUUCGCUGAAAUUCGACAACAUCGAAAACAAUGACAAGAAGCAGAAUGUAGAUAUCAAUCCGGAACCUAUCUUCGUGAAGAAAGUUGCCGCCGGCUUGAAGACACCCAGUGGUCAGAUGGACAAGAAAGGCGGAGGAAACGGAAAGGGAUCUCUCUCCAGCGGUAGUUCCAUAGUCACGAUUUCGUCGGACGCCGUUUUGGAUCCUGACGCGGAACGUAGUAAAGACUUAAGUGGUCACGGAGACGAUAACAAUAUCAGAAAUGAAAAAUGGUAUCACACGAUUCUACAAGUGUCAGUACCCUUCUUAAUCGCUGGUAUGGGGACCAUUGGUGCCGGUCGUGUCCUCACCAUGGCGAAGAACAUGCCAGCUUUUCUAGAAGUCCCCCAGCUACUGAUCUUGACUACAUCGCUACAAGGGCUGAAGGGUAAUCUCGACAUGUGCUUGGCAUCGCGGUUAUGCACACAAGCGAAUUUAGGCAACAUGAAUAACCGUCGGGAGAUCAUCAAGAUGAUCGUCGGAAACAUCGCCCUGGUGCAGAUCCAGGCGAUCGUCGCGGCUAUCUGUCUAUCGUUGUUCGGUAUGGGAGUAGGCGCAAUCAAUGGAAACGGCUUCGAAUGGAGUCACGCGGUAUUGCUAACGGUCUCAUGUAUGUGCACUGCGACUAGUUCCUGUUUUAUCUUGGAUUUCGUUUUGAUCGCCGUAAUCAUGCUAUCCUAUAGAUUCAAAAUGAAUCCAGACAACCUGGCGACUCCUCUGGCCGCGUCUAUCGGUGACGUCGUGUCUAUCGGUAUUCUCUCCACCGUCGCAUCAGACUUUUACAACAGGUUGUACAUAGAAAUAUGGGUGCUGUACAUUAUUAUAGGAAUGUAUUUAUUGCUUUUGCCGAUUUGGAUUAUAAUUGUGCUCAAGAACAAAUACACAAGAACAGUAUUAAAAUCUGGCUGGGUUCCCAUCCUGUCUGCUCUUCUGAUCAGUGGCGGAGGUGGCUUAGUUCUUGAAAGAACGAUCAACUCUUUUAAAGGAUCUGAAGUCUUUCAACCAGUCAUUAACGGGAUUGGCGGCAACUUAGUAUCGGUGCAAGCGUCUCGAAUGUCAACCAUGUUGCACCAGUCUUCUAUCAUAGGAAUUCUACCACCGCACGACAAAAUGAUAUGUGUGACCCCGUGGCACGCGCUCCUCGUAGGAUCGAUAUACGCCAAAACCGCAAGAUUGCUCCUCGCUAUGGCCAUCCCCGGUCACCUGAUUUUUGUUUUCAUCGCUAAUGCUUUAAACCCGGGCAAUUGCUACAUACAUGCGUAUUUCGUACUCUUUUAUAUAACUGUUUCCUUAAUACAAGUAAUGCUUCUGUUGUACACCGCACACAUAAUCAUUCACGCGAUGUGGAGGUGCAAAAUCGACCCAGACAACUCGGCGAUCCCCUAUUUGACAGCACUAGGUGAUUUGAGUGGAUCGCUACUCUUAGCGUUAGCUUUCUUCUUUGUAUAUUUGAUAAAAAGGCCAUAUUGUUUUGAUUAAGUAAAUCUGAGAAAGAAGUAAAGCCUUCGCACAAGUACAAACGCACACAUAUAUAUACAUACAUACACACUCACGGCGUAAAGAACUUUUAACAAUCCCUGAUUUUUCUCAUUAUGAGACAAAAGGAUUGGGUGCUCUGCGCUGUCAAAACAAUUCAAAUGCCUUGCGCUUCAUGGUAUUAUAUAACCCGAGAUGACUCGCAAAACUGAGAAAUGAUGAUGAAAUAAUGUCAAGAAGCAAGGUGCAAUGAGGGAAAUACUCAGAUUACAAAAAUAUAUUUGUUAACAAUAAUUCCGAAAGACAGUUGUUAGUAAUGUUUCUGUACACGUGUAACGGCUGUGAACUAUAAGUGUAAUGAUCAUGAAACAGCGCGAUAAUUAGCAAUUUUAGAAUGUAUUUCACGUUUUUUUUUUUUUUUUUAAAAACGUCACAAACCUCUUGCAAAUACAUAGAUGCCUAGUCAAUUUAAUAGUAAAUAAUACGUAUGUUUGAAAACUG